Molecule: messenger RNA, 8736 nt
Organism: Caenorhabditis angaria
Lineage: Eukaryota; Metazoa; Nematoda; Chromadorea; Rhabditida; Rhabditidae
Source: the annotation of a GenBank genome assembly
AUGGAAUCGAGCGAAAUGAACGGAUUAGAUGUUCUACAUCAAAUUAUCACCAUUUAUGAGCAGGAUUCGUUUCAAUUUUACACGAGAUGCGAUCGGGUUAACACGAAAUUCUCGGGUCGCUUUAAUUUCGCGUUUUUUGCCAGGAAAAUCUUUGAUCCAAUUGCUACGGAUAAGGUGAGUCUUUAAGAAUUGGAUAAGGUAUCUUGAGGUGCUCUUUAAGGUCCUUAAGGUCCCUAAGGAGCAUGUGUCCUAAAUUUUAAUAAAAUAUAUGCUUUCCAGUAGUUUUCGACCCGCUGAUCACUAUUCCGUUGUUUAAAAUUGCACAACUCAAUUUCUAAUAUGAGUUAUGACGUGGCAAAAUUCGAAAAGUCGGGAUUUUAGGAACUGAAACCUGAAAAAUCUUCGAAAAUGAUUUUUUUUUCAUGAAAAUCCCUAUGCUACUAGAUUUGCAUGGGAAAAAUCAUUUUUGAAGCUUUUUUCAAGUUUCAGCUCCAAAAAAUCCCGAAUUUUCGAUUUUUGCCACGUCAUAACUCAUAUUAGGAGUUGAGUUGUGCAAUUUUCGACAACGGAAUAGUGAUCAGCGGGUUGAAAACUACUAGAAAACAUAUAUUUUAUGCUAAAGAUCCUUAAGAAGCUUCGUAAGACUCCUAAGAUGCUCUUUAGGAUCUUUAAAGCACUUAAGGUACCUAAAGUGUCUCUUUAGGUUCUUAAGGCCUCUAAGUCCCGUGUUAAGGUCCUUCCUAGGUCUCUAAGAGCCCCUAAUUCCAGGUUGGUCAACUCUACUUGGAUCUCUUUGAAAAUUCCGAGCCCUACAUGCAUCAGACGAAAAAGAGCUAUCUGAUGGUUCAGGGAUUUCCGAUCAGCAAAAUUAGUAUACCGGAAUUGUUGAUGAAUGUGAGUUUUUUGGGGGGAAAAUAGGUUAAUUUCGGGUCUAAAAGCUCUGAAAAGCCUGAAAAUUAUCGAAAAAUACUUGAAAAUUUGAAAUUUUCAGCUGCAAAACUUCUGAAAUCAUCGAAAAAGCUUCUAGUUUGGACCGGAAACUCAGGGUUUUGUUCUGAAGCCCACAAAAAAGCCCGGCAGGCUCAAAAAUCACAAUUUUAGCCUGAAAAAUGUCCAAUUUUCGUCUGAUAACCAAAAAUUAUCGAUUUUUAGUCUAAAAUUGGACCUAAACUUCAUAUUUUGUCCAAAAGCCCGCUAAAAAGCCCGGGAGGCCUGAAAAUCCCAGAUGCAGCCUGAAAAUGAAGAUUUUUUUGAAGAAAAGCUCUUUCCAGGCCGAAAAAACUUGUUUAUAGUUAAAACAUAUCGAGUUUUUCUUGAAAUAGCGUGAAAAUCUCAAGGAAGCCUGAAAAUCACAAUUUCAGCCUGAAAAAUUCAGAUUUUCCCUUAAAAUUAUCGAUUUUUCACUUCGAAACCUAAUUUUAAGUCAAAAAUGCCCAGAAACCUUCUGAAGUUAUCCAAUAAGCUUCAGAUACUCGUCCAAAGGCUUAAAAUCACUAUUCCAUCCUGAAAAGCCCUGAACAUUAUCGAUUUUUUCUCUGAAAACACUUUCCGGACCUACAAAACUCACAUUUUUCCCUGAAAAUUAUCGAUUUUUCCUCUGAAAACCCCUUCCCAGGUAGAAAAUGCUCAAUUUCCAGAUGAUUCUCGCCUAUCAGUUGCCACGUCAAACCCACGACUCGGAAUCCAGUACCACCACCACCACUUCGAAUUCGCGUCGCCGUCCUUCGCACAAAAAAACCACGAUGCCACGUGUCACUCUCACACGUCAACAAUCAAAAAUCCUCGUCGAACACAUGCUCAAAAUCCCGCUUGGCCCCGAAUCCAACCUCUGGAAACAGGUCAAAUAUGUGCUGAAUCCGGGUGGCAAUCAUCAAACGCAUUCGGAUAUCAUGGAAGGUGUGCGGAAGAGUGCGGAAGACGGAAUGAUCUCCUACGCGGCACUCGUGUUUUUCAUGCGCGACGAGAAGAUUCGACAGGUCUUCAAAAACCCGGCCACAAUUCUGCACGCACUGUAUUUGGGACCGUUGGAUGCGACGACGGUGGAGGGUUUUGCGUCGAAUCGAAGCGAUGCGUUUCGGCAAGAAUGUCAGAAUUGUUUGAGGAUUGCGUUGGCCGCGUGUUAUAGUAAAGAGAUGUUUAGGUGAGUUUUUUCGCCCUAAAAUUGUACGUUUCAAGAUUGUUAGACAUUUUUCUCAAAAUUAUCGAAUUUUGAUCAUCCAAAUCAUCCAAAAAUAAUUCACUGUUUCAAACAUUUUAUGAAGUUAUUUAGAAUAUUUGAUCAUUUAAUGUCAAUAAGUGGCCUUCAUUCAAAUCAAUGAGAUCGCGCAUAAAAUCCACGUGGGAAAAAAGGGCUGAAAAUCAUGAAAAUUUCUCAAUUUUUCAGCCAGAGAAAGUAGUAUUUUUCCAGCUGGAAUUAAGGGCAUUUUUGGAAGUAAUUAGGUUAAUUGUAAUGGUUUAAAACUUGAAAGUCUGAUAGAAUUCUAUUUUAAAAUUGAUCUGAAAAUCAAGAAAAUAUUGAUUUUUUGAUGAAAAUCUAGAAAAUCCUCUGAAAAAAUCCAAUAAAUUUGGCAAAACACUAAAUUUUUUAUUGUAAAAAAUUCACUGUUUCAAAAAAUUUCUAUAAAAAUUUAGAAACCAAAUGUAUUUGAUACAUGGAUUUUGCCAGAGGAUUUUCUAGAUUUUGAUCCAAAAAUCAAUAUUUUCUUGAUUUUCAGAUCAGAUUUUCUAGUUAAAAACUAUUAUAAUUAACCUAAUUACUUCCAAAAAGCCCCUAUUUUCAGGUGGAAAAAUGGUUACUUUCCCUGGCUGAAAAAUUCAGAAAUUUUCACAAUUUUCAGAUCCAAAAAAAUCCACUCUUUCAAACAUUUUAUGAAAUUAUUUAGAUUUUAGAAUGUUUGAUUCAAUGGGGAAAUUUGAAUUUUCGCGAUAAAAUCAACAAAUUUUCAGCGCUGAAAAUCAUAAAAUUUCUGAGAUUUUUCAGCCAGGGAAAGUAGUAUUUUUCCACCUGAAAUUUGGGCUUUUUUGAAAAAAAUGAUCUGAAAACACACCUCGGCCAAGCCGUGGCUGGCCAGAGUACAAUUUUUGGAAAAAUUUGAAUUUCAGUUUUUAGAGUACAAAAAUUGAAAAAUUCACAAUUUUUGUACUGUAAAAAGUUAGCGUACAAUUUUUUAUUUCGGAAACCACGAUUUUGGCCGAGGUGUGUCUGAAAAUCACGAAAAUAUUGAUUUUCAGAUGAAAAUCUAGAAAAUAAAAUCCUCAGAGAAACUCAAGUAUCAAAUAAAUUUAGCUCCAAAAUUUUUAUCGAAAUUUUUUGAAACAGUGAAUUUUUUUUUAUUUUGAAACAUUGAAAAUAGCGUCUAAAACACGAGAUUUUCACAAUUUUUGCUGAAAAUCACCCAAAAACCGCCCAAUUUUCUUCCAGCAAUCACCUUCCCGUCCACAUCCAACCCGGACACCGUGACCUCGUGCCAUUCCACAUUUUCCAACAAAAUGUGCAUAAUCUAAAAGCGGCGCUAGUUGGCACAAGUUCGAAUUAUUAUCCGAUUCCGGUCAGUUGGGCGAUGGCUGCGUUGAAAAAGUUUGGACAUAAAAGAUAUGUGGAAAAUGUGAGUUUGGGGGCACAACAUUGAAAUUUGUGAUUUAAAACAUCGCGAAAAAAAUGAACUGAAAGUUGUACGUUUCAAAAAUUUGAUAUAUUUUUCUAUGAAUCUUUUCCAUUUGAUUCAUCGAUGUUUUUCAACAAAAUCCCAGAAAAAUUCACUGUUUCAAACAUUUUAUGAAUUAAUUUUGAUUUUUAGAAUUUUUAGUGAGUUGAACUCUUAGACUGCCCCGAAAAUCCAUGUGGAAAAUUCUGAAUUUCAGCAAGAAAAUCAAAUUUUGCCACGUGGAUUUUCAAAAAAUCCUAGAAAUUUUCACAUUUUUUAAAAAUAAUAAUACCUAGAAAGCUUUAAAAAAAUUCACUGUUUCAAACUUUUUAUGAAUUAAUUUUGAUUUGUAGGAAUUUUAGUGAGUGCCCUGGAAAUCCUAUUUGGAAAAUUCUGAAUUUCAGCGCAAAAAUCACAUUUUUCCACGUGAAAUUUCUGGCUCCAAAAAAUCCUAGAAAUUUUCAUAUUUUUGAACAAUUAUACCUAUAAAGCUUCGAAAAAAUCCACUGUUUCAAACGUUUUAUGAAUUAAUUUUGAUUUGUAGAAACUUUAGUCAGCUGAACUCUUUAAUUACCCGAAAAUCUCACUUGGAAAUAUCUGAAUUUUGGUAUUAAAUUCAAAAUUUGCCACUUGGGAUUUUAUGGUGCCAAAAAAUAUUCAAAAAUUCAGUUUUAAAUUUAUUAAAAAUAUUUUGAAAUAAAAUUUUUUAGUCAAAAAAAUGUACUGUUUCAUAAAUUUUAUGUUUUUUUUUCUAACACAAUUUUUCUGAUACACCUCUCUCACAUGCUUUAAAAAUUUCAGAUUUUCAAAAUCAAUUUCCAUACAAAAAAUCCACAUUUCAGACCUGGAACGACGAACAACUCUACGAUCUGAUUUGGACGAUUUUGGCCCAACGCCCACACAUGAAAAAACACAUUUGUGAAACACUGGACAAUAAAUUCCAGGAUCGACAAGCUGCCGCUUUUUGGCGACGAAUGCAACCACAACAAAUGUCCAAGACACAUAUUCGAAAUUAGUGAGUUUUUUUGCCAGAAUAUAUGUUUUCUAGUUACCAACUAAUUUUAAAUUGAGUUAUGACGUGGCAAAUUGGGAAUUUCGGAUUUUAGGAGCUUUUUCCCAGGCUUCACCACCUGAAAUCGCAAUUUUUCGAAUUUUGACACAUUAAAAUUAGUUGCUGACUAGAAAAAAUAUAUUUUUGGCUAAAAAUGCUGAAAAUCUCCCAAAAACUCUCAUUUUGCAGCCGGGAAAAUGAAGUUUCGUCGACUUUUCAAUCCGAGACCUAUUUGAAUUUUUUGCCUGAAAUGAGUUGGGUGAGUGUUUUUUUUUCAAAAUUCUAUUUGAAAUUUAAUUUUUGACGCCGAAAAAUUUCAAAUAUUUUUUCACUGUUUCAAAAUUUCUAUACAUUUUCAAGAAUUUCAACAGAAAAUUGAUCUUUUUUCAAUUUGAAAUUCUAAAAAAUUUGUUUCCCGACGUCAAAAAGCUACAGUAUACCAAAAAAAAUUCCAAAUUUCUCUACAGCCUCCAAAUUUCGUCACUCUCGACACCGACAUCCACCAACUCAUCCGAACUCUCAAAAAACGUGUCCAAAAAUACGGUAGGAUUACUGUAGGCGUCGACGCCGAAUGGAGUGCCUACACCUUUCCCAGCAAAGCCACAAUUCUCCAAAUCGGUCUGAGAGAUACGGUAUAUGUGUUGGAUCUGGAUUCGCGAAACAUUGCUCAUGAUAGCUAUGCUGAAUUCAUGCAAACUCUUUUCGAUGACCCAAAUAUUGUGAAAGUCGGAUUUAAUUUUGGCGAGGAUUUACAUCAACUACGUGGCAAAUUUCGACUGUGUAAAAGUUUGUAUAACGCGAAAAAAGUGAUUUGUAUCGGAAAAAUGGUGUCGAAAUUGGUGGAUGACGUGGAAAUGUUGGAUAAUGCGGCGGAGGUGAAAAAAGAGAUUUUGCCAUUUUUAAUCGAGGAAAAAGUGGAUUUGGGUGAGAUUUUUCGAGAUGGGAAGGUGAAAAAUCAUGUUUUUAGACGUUUUUUGACCCCAAAAAUUCACUGUUUCAAACAAUUUUUAUUUUUGAAUUCCAAAAAUUAUGGAAUUGCAAAAAAAGGCUCAUUUUCCGACCUGAAAUUCAAGUCAAGGCAGAAAUUUAUCUGAAAAAUCUGAAUUGUUGAAAAUUUAUACCUAAAAUUGAUAUUUUUGACCUGAAAAAAUUCACUGUUUCAAAAUUUUUUCAAAUUUUCUUGAGUUGCAAAAAUGAUAAUUUUGAUUAUGUUUUGACCUGAAAUUCAAGUCUAGAUUUGUAUUUCCAAAAUUCUGAAUUAUCGAUGUUCCAGACUGAAUAUUAUCUGGGGAAAAUCAGAAUUUUUUGAAAAUUUAAACCUAAAAUUGAUAUUUUUGACCUGGAAAAAUUCACUGUUUCGUAAAAUUUUCAAAUUUUUAUUUUUGAAUUCCAAAAAUGAUAAAUUUGAUUAGUUUUGAACUGAAUUUCAAGUCAAGAUUGGUAUUUCCAAAAUUCUGAAAUAUCGAUUUUUAAGGCUGAAAAUUAUCUGAAAAAUUUGAAUUGUUGAAAAUUUAUACCUAAAAUUGAUAUUUUUGACCUGAAAAAAUUCACUGUUUCAAAAUUUUUUUCAAAUUUUCUUGAGUUGCAAAAAUGAUAAUUUUGAUUAUGUUUUGACCUGAAAUUCAAGUCUAGAUUUGUAUUUCCAAAAUUCUGAAUUAUCGAUGUUCCAGACUGAAUAUUAUCUGGGGAAAAUCAGAAUUUUUUGAAAAUUUAAACCUAAAAUUGAUAUUCUUGACCUGGAAAAAUUCACUGUUUCGUAAAAUUUUCAAAUUUUUAUUCAUGAACUUUGAAAAUGAUAAAAUCCUUUUUUAUUUUUCGACAUGAAAUUCAAGUCAAGAUUUUUAUUUCCGAAAUUCUGAAAUAUCGAUUUUCCCAGGCAGAAAUUUAUCUGAAAAAUCUGAAUUUUUUGAAAAUUUGAACCUAAAAUUGAUAUUUUUGACCUGAAAAAAUUCACUGUUUCAAAAAAUUUUCAAAUUUUUGAUUCUUGAAUUGCAAAAAUGAUAAAUUUGAUGAGUUUCGACCUGAAAUUGAAGUCAAGAUUUGUAUUUCCAAAACUCUUAACUAUCGAUUUUUCCAUAAAUUAUAAGAAAAAUCUGAAAUUUUUUGAAAUUUUAACCUAUAAUCGAAAAUUUCCAUCCCAAAAGUUCACUGUUUCAAAAAUUUCAUAUAGAAAUUUUUUGUAAAUCGUUCUCAUUAAUCACCCAAAAGAAAUGCCACGUGGAAAAUUUUAAGCCAAAAUAUUUUCUUUUCAGACGACAGUUCUCUGUCAGCCGCCGAUCGUUCAAUGGAUUCCUCAAAACUCGAAGAAUCCAUGUUAAUCGAUGAAAAUGAGCCCGAAAUGAGCCCGAAUAGCCCAGCAGCCCAGGCCCAGUCCCAAAAUCCAACCACCGACAGACGGCCCAAAAAAAUCCUGCCAAUCACAAAACCAUCGAUUUUCGUCAACAAAGGAUUGUCGUUCAUUUGCGAGAAAAUAUUGGGAAAACCGCUCGACAAAACUGAACAAUGCUCGGUUUGGGAUCGAAGACCGUUGAGAAAUUUGCAGGUUUGUAGUGGGGAUUUGGGGAUGAAAAUUGGGAAAAAUGGGGGAAUUUUGAGCCGAAAAUUGUGAAAAUUAGGAAAAAUUGAUCUAGAAACACUGAAAUUUGAUGAAUUUAAAAGAUGAGAAAAAUCCAGAAAAUUCACUGUUUCAAAAAUUUGUUAUGAUUUUUCGAAAAAAAAAUAAUUUCAAUAGUUUUGUUUUCAUGGACUAGAAAACUUGAAUUUUGAUAAUUUUGAGUUAAAAAUCGUGAAAAUUCAUUGAAAAUUGAUGAAUUUCGUAGCUAAAAAAUCCCGAAAAAUCACUGUUUCAAAAAUUUGUUAUGAUUUUUGGAAAAAAACUUUAAUUGUUUUGAAAAUGAUAAUCCUUCUCUAGAAGUCUAGAAAUCUGGGAAAUUGACUAUUUUUGAGCUAAAAUUGUGAAAUUUCAUUGAAAAUUGAUCUAGAAACCUUGAAAUUUGGAGAAUUUCGUAGAUGAAAAAAUUCCAGAAAAUUCACUGUUUCAAAAAUUAUAUGAUUUUUCGAAAGUUUCCAAUUGUUUUGAUACUGCGAUAAGGUUACGAUGUAUAAUAAGAAAACAUUUCACUUUUUCAAACAUUUCUAGUGAUGAAUGUUCAUCCAGAAGUCAGGUAAAUUCGGGAAUUUUGAGCUAAAAUUGUGAAAAUCAGGAAAAAUUGAUCUAGAAACACUGAAAUUUGAUGAAUUUUAUAGCUGAAAAAAUCCAGAAAAAUCACUGUUUCAAAAAAUUCAUUAUCUUCGAAAAUUUUUAAUUUUUUCAAUAUGUCGAUGGAAAAUUUUUCUAUUUUCAACAGUUUUUGACAAAAAUUAUCGCAAAAUUCAAGAAAUUCUGAUUUUUCUGGAAAUUUCGGGAAAUUCUGAAUAGAAAAGAACUCGGCUAACAAUUUUCAAAUGUCUAUAAUGAAUUUUGAAUUUUUUUGAAACAGUGAAAUUUUUGAACUUGAAAAUCAUGUGUUUUUGUCUAGAAAUCAGGAAAAUUGACUAGUUUUGAGUUAAAAAUUGUGAAAUUUCAUUGAAAAUUGAUCUAGAAGCCUUGAAAUUGGAUGAAUUUAAUAGAGGAAAAAAUUCAGAAAAAUCACUGUUCAAAAUUUUCUUUAAAUCGAACUUUCACGAUUUCAAAAUUGAUGCAUAAGUGUUAUGCUUUGUUCAGAAAAUUCCAGAAUGUCCGAAAUUAUUUUCAAAAUUGAGAAUUUCUUGGAUUUUCAGAUAAGACUUGCCAAAAAAUUAAUAAAUUUCAAGUAUUUUUUGAAACAGCGAAUUUCUGGAAGAUGAAAGUUCACAAUAAUUCUGAGAAGUCUUUUCAAAAUUCUGAAAAAUACCCAAUUUUUUCAGCUCCGCUACGCAGCUCUCGACGCACACUGCAUGUUAAUGCUCUACGACAAAUGUGAACAACUAUUCGCGCACCUAAAAAUCGAUAUCAAUCAAUAUAUCGAUUCUCAAUCAGCCAUCAAAGUCUCUUUGCCAUUGUUGACCGAAUAUCCACUGUAA